Xenia sp. Carnegie-2017 is the source of this 3288-nucleotide messenger RNA. RefSeq names its product engulfment and cell motility protein 1-like. Bases 302 to 2431 code for a protein of 709 amino acids. Gene Ontology annotation, cellular component: plasma membrane. The record is from RefSeq and is a predicted model, not a curated record. Gene Ontology annotation, biological process: cell motility; actin filament organization. The transcript has 25 exons. NCBI's taxonomy places the organism in Eukaryota, Metazoa, Cnidaria, Anthozoa, Malacalcyonacea, Xeniidae.
AUUAUUACAUAUAAUGUCUAUUCUGUGUGAGUGAUAUGCGAGAGUAGUUUGGUCACUGGUUUUACCUGUCAAUUUUCAAAACACAUUUCUUCGGCAAAAAUAUCUUCAGAACGCCCGUGAUUUAAUGAACACAGCGAUCACGAAGUGAGCGGGUAGUUAAUUAUUGAAAGAAUUCGCGUCCAAGAAAUAUUCCAAAGUCGCAAAGAAUCUGUCGCAAGUCUUACUGAAAUUUAGAACAUAGCUGUUGGCAAAGUUCUUCGCACAAAAUAUCAACUGGGAAACUCUGUGAACAAGCAUCAAAAUGCCGGAUCUUAAUAUUGUAAAAUUGGCUGUUAAACCGCCCGAGAAAUACCCUCAUUUGAUGUCGUCUUUGUUACAUUUUAAUCAGACUUACCAACUUCAGGAUAUAAUUAACGAACUAUGCGAAGGUUGGAACAUCCCUGACCCAGAUCAGCUUGCAUUGCAGUAUGAGAACACUAAUACUUAUAUUAAUGAACAGAAUCGCAAUGAGUUAACGAAUGGUGCCGUCUUGGUGCUGGUAACCUCCCCUGCAAAACUUGCAAAAACUUUGUAUGAUGAUGUAAAGUCGGCUGACAGCGAACUCCAGAAACAUGCUUUAGCAAGAUUGGCUGCAGUAUCGGAGGAUUCAUCGUUUGCGCUGGAAUUUAUCAAACUGGAGGGAUUAACAAUAUUGUUACAAAUGAUUGACACAGGAAUAGAUUCUAGUGAGUUAAGAGCGCAUGUCUUGACAUCCUUUCAAGAACUCAUGGAACACAACAUCGUUUCGUGGAAUUUCAUAUAUAACGCCUUCGUUAAAAAGUUAUGUAGCUUCGUAAAUACGACUGCCCUAACGGACCCCACCGUUCUCAAGCGAUCGCUAUCAAUAUUAGAGUCCAUUGUGCAAAACAGCCCUAACUUUUAUGCUAUCGUAUCUGCAGACGCUACAAUCGAAAGUUUAAAACAGCAUUUACAAAACGUCAACGAAGACGUGCGGAUAAACACAAUAUCGCUGAUAAACGCUUUGAUUAUGAAAACGCCAUCGACUCUCAGGGAUGAAUUAUCAAACGAAAUAAGGUCGAUUGGUGUACGAAAUGUGUUAUUGACAAACAUGAUACGAAACUCCCGAGGUGUUAGUGACGAUAUGGCUCAUCAACUCUACACAUAUCAACAAUUGACUCUGAACUUCCUGCAACAUAGAAUGAAUAUGGUGAUGAGAGAGGACGACCAGAGGGAAAAAGAGAAAAUCGAGACGCUUCGCAAGACAGUGUUUGAUUACAGUGCUAGUCACUCUGAUGUGCAAAUGAGAAUAUCCAACGACUACAAGAAACUUGGCUUCGAACAUUGUCAAAGAUUGUCAGAGAAUUUUCGUGAAACACCCCCCGGACUGUUAGCUUUGGAUUGUAUGAUGUUCUUUUGCAAAAAUUAUCCUGAUUCCUACGAGAAGGUCGUUAAAGGGAACCUGGGUCGAGGAGAUGGGCACGAAUGUCCUUUUGCGAAAUCAAGCAUUGCCCUAGUCAAGCUCUUGUGUGGACUUUUGAAUGUCGGUGAACAACCGGACGAGACGUCAAAUGCGUUUUAUCCGAUAUUUUUCUCUACGGAUGCCCCUUUUCAAGAGCUUUUUUGCAUUUGCAUUAUGUUAUUGGGCAAAACCUGGCGCGAAAUGAAAGCAAAACAAGAAGACUUUACACGGGUUAUGACCGUUGUUGAAAAACAGAUUAACGUGACGUUGAAAGAGAAGCACCCGACUUUUGAAAAUUUCAAAACGUACAUAAAUGGCCUGAAGGUGGAAACUAUUAUUGGCUCCAUGAUUCAAGGUAGCGGAACGAAUAUCAAUGUUCAAUCAAAACCGAUUGCGCAUCUGCGUAAAAAAAUUUUGCCGGAUUUGUUAGAACUGAUGAAAGACCAAAGAUUUAAUUUUCUCAUUGCCGGGACAAGAUUUGAAAAGCCAGGGAAGAGAAAAACAAAUAAAGAGAGCAAGUAUUGGUAUUGCAGACUGUCACAGAACAGAAGAUUUUUGCAUUAUGGAAAUUGCGACGAAACGUCAAAACCAAACGCUGAUCAACUACAGAAUAAAGUCGCGAUAGCUGAAAUAGACGAUUUACUAACGGGCACUGAUUGCCCUCACACGCAGGAAGCGAACAGACAAAAAAAGACCCAAGUCCAAUGGGCAUUCUCUCUCACGAUAAAAGAAAAAUCUCCAUUAAACUUUAUUGCUCCUGACCAAGACACGUUCGAUAAUUGGGUGGAUGGCUUAAGUAUUCUACUUGAAAAGAAAUUACGUUCGAAAACGUGGGAGGCCGACUUGGACAAACUCGUCAGUAUGGAAUUGAAAUUGCGUUUGCUUGAUUUGGAGAACAUCAAAAUUCCCGAAGAAGCCCCGCCAAUACCACCAGAUCCCUCGAAUUACGAAUUUCGAUAUAAUUUCAAUUAAUUUUCAUCAUGCACGGUAAAAACAUUGCAGGUGAAAAACUGCAUAUCAACCGCACUUUUAGAAGACAGUAUAUGGUUGUGCUGUGAUUAAAAAUCGCGUCGUUUUCCUACACAAUGGAAAUUGGGUGCACGAAAAACUGAUCAAGAACUGGAUUGAUUGCUUGGUUUUUGUCACGCAUAUUUUGAUCAUAUUAAGCGCAAAUAUUCGUUUUUUUACAAAGUGGUAAACAUUAACGCAUCACUAUUUAACUCUGGCACACGUUUGUCGCAAAAGGCGUGUAAAUCAGGCACGUAGCUAGAACGAUGAUUGGAGGGGGGGGGGCAUAUUCAUAAAUGCAUGACAUGCGUAUUAGUUUCUUUUGGAAUCCAUUGUUUUUACAGAUUAUAAAUUAAUAUCUCCCGCUCCCAAUUAUCGUUCUGGCUACGUGCCUGAUGUAAAUUGGCGAUUUUCGAGAAUGAAUGUAUCAGAUAUCCAAGUAACUAUAAAAUUUUCUUCAUACUUUGUAAACAUCCUCUUUAUCUAGGAACGUAUGGUUCAAAUUGAAGUUUCUGAUUGGUUUAUAUCAGGUUUAUACCAGUUUCUGUUCGGUUUAUAUCAGGUUUAUACCUGUUUCUGUUCGGUUUAUAUACGUUUUAUGGUAGUUUCUGUUUGGUUUAUAUUAGUAUUAGAAACUGACUUCGAUGGUAUUCUCACGUGUGUGAUAUUACAAAUAUCUGGGCACGCAUAGUUCAAAUAGAAAGGUUUUGGGGGUUAUAGACUCCUAGACAUCAGCUACUCGAUGGCAUUUUCAAGUGUGUAAAUAUCCCCCAUAUUUGGGAGCGUAUGGUGAAAAUAUAAAGUUUUGUUUGGGUUAUAAA